Messenger RNA from Adineta steineri, 573 nucleotides. NCBI's taxonomy places the organism in Eukaryota, Metazoa, Rotifera, Eurotatoria, Adinetida, Adinetidae. The record is from the annotation of a GenBank genome assembly.
AUGGAAUCAACAGAAAGAGCGUCGUCUGAAAAUGAUAAUGUUCCACCCUCUUCGCACAGUAAUGAUGAGAAGAAAACAUCAUCAAAUAACGAUAAAGAUUCGGGUUACGAAUGCAAUAUUUGUCUAGAAACAGCUCGUAAUGCUGUUUUAUCACUUUGUGGUCAUCUAUUUUGUUGGCCAUGUAUUCAUCAAUGGCUUGAAACUCGUGCACAGAAUCCAACAUGUCCAGUAUGUAAAAGUAGUAUAUCACGUGAUAAACUAAUUCCAAUCUAUGGACGAAAUUCUCCUCAAACUGAUCCACGAGAUACCGUACCACCACGACCAGCUGGUACUAGAGAAGAAGCACGUCAAAAUCGAAAUUUCGGUUUUGGUGAAGGUGUUAAUUUUCAAAUGUCAUUUGGUUUUGGUGCAUUCCCAUUUGGUUUAUUUCAAACAACAUUUAACACAGCUAAUCCUGAUUAUAACUACACCCCACCACCACCAAAUUCACCUGAAUAUCAACAACAAGAAUUAUUAUCACGUGUAUUUCUUGGCAUUGCGUUGGCUGUGAUUUUAUUUAUCCUCUUUACUUGA